AGGGGUUAAUUUUUGUCUGAGGAAUGCUCUAAGGCUAGGUCUACACGACGACAUUUGUCGCGCGACAAUAAGUUGUGCGACAGAUGGGCACGACUGCACUGCAACAUUUGUCGCGCGACAAAUGUCGUCAUGUAGACCUCUGAAUGCACCUGGUCACGCAAAUCAUGGCAGCUCCUUUUGCAAUUGCCAACCAUUGACGUCCCAGAUGUGCUUGAUGGGAGACAAGUCCAGGGAAGCUGCAGGCCUUGGUAACACGUUUAGGCCACGCUGGCGGCUCAGAGUAGCAUGAGCAACAUGCAGCCUGGUGUUGUCCUGUUGAAAAACGUCUCCUGGGAGAAAUGGCCGACCAAAUCUAUGUAACGCCGAGCUGUUAGUGCACCAGAAAUGUAGACUAGAGGCGUCCAGCGUCCGUACAUUAUGCCACCCCACACCAUAAUCCUGGUAGUAGGACCAGUGUGAUGUUCCCUUGUGAAGGCCUCUUCAUGGUGUUACCCAUGUGGUCUAUAGACUAAUCUCUAGCUAUCAUUGCAUCUGAGACAAAAUCAUCACUGAAGAGGAUAGACCUCCAUUGCAGCCUCCUGUACACCAUGAUAGCCUUUGAAAUCCGUAACAGAAGGUCAAUGGCACACCUGUAGCUAGAUAUCUGGUCCGUAGCCCAAUGUCAUCCAAUCAAUAUUAAAGACAGCCCUGGUUCUGCCGUAGUUAUAAACCAAGGCCUCUCAGUUUGUAACAAGUGACCGGGCACACAGAUGAACAGGAGGCAUCACACAAUCAUCCCACAUGACUUGAUCUGAUUUUUGAGGUUUCAGUCUGGCUUUUAUGCCUGUCCCACAUGCCACAGAUUGGAGCUAUGUGCUUGAAUAUGUCAUCAUCUGCAGAUCUGCCUGACGCCUGACACUUCCUCGGUUUACAUACCCUUACAGCUUGUCCUUCUUGGUGUUGCAAUUUCAGUGUUGAGAAGUGUAUGUCUGUCUGGUUCUGUAAGUAUACAUCAAGAUCAUUCCCGUAUUCCCCAUCAUAUACUUCCAGCAGAAGCCUCCGCCAUGUGCCACUUUAUGGACAUGCAGUCACCUAUAUCGGCCGUUAAAAAAAUAAAAUGACCGCACUGUAUACUUUUUUCUCGCUGUGUCUGCAUAGGAAAAUGUCAUAGUCUAAGCUCAAGUGAAAAAAAGUAUGCUGAUUCAUGGUGGCCCAGGGUUUCCCUAAAGGACACAGUUUUGAGAUAUGUUGUGUGCAUUGGAGCCUAUAGACUCGUCAGCGAAAAAGUUGCGAAAUUUUUGUGCUAAUGAUUCUUCAACAAAAAUGUUUGACCUUUUUGGUGCAAAGACUGGGAAUAUGAUAAAUUCCAUGGCGUCUAUUUACAAAAUCUUUUCAUUUCCAGCAGGCGCCCCCCUGAGCCUCGGGUGCAGUUCUCUCCCAUUAUUUUCAGAUUCUGAAGCUAGCCUUAACAUGGCACCGGAUAUUUACGGCCAGACCUUUAUUACCAUAAGCAUUCCUUCCAUCGUCCACAGCGGGGAUCUGUUACCUGCUCCCGCUACCCUCAUCCAGCCUCCAUCUGAUCGGUCACAGGUUCCACCUCUGCUUCCAAGGCCUGAAGCUGAGAAGCAGAAGAACAAUCCAAAAUACAAGGGGCGAUUUCCAUGUGCAGAAUGCGGCAAAAGUUUUGCAAUGAGAUCAAACUUUUUGGAACAUCUGAAGGUUCACACAGCGGAGAAGCCGCUUCCGUGCACCACGUGCGGGAAACGCUUCAAACGGAAGUCGGAUCUGGUCAGGCACCAGAAAACUCACACCGGGGAGAAGCCCUUCUUAUGUACAGAAUGCGGGAGAUGUUUCGCCAUUAAAUCGAAUCUUCUGGCGCAUCAGACAAUCCACACGGGGGAGCGUCCGUAUCCGUGUCUUGUGUGCGGGAAACGCUUUAACCGUAGAAGAAGUCUUGUUCGACAUCAGAGAAUUCACACAAGAGAGAAGUCCUAGUCGUGUCCACCGCAUGAGAAGCGUCAUCCAGAACCUGCCUCAGACGGAUUGCGGGAUUUCCAUCUUCAGAAUGUACUUUUUGUAUAAAUUUGUAUAAUUAAAUCAAAUCUUAUGUAUUAG
Molecule: messenger RNA, 2094 nt
Organism: Bufo gargarizans (Asiatic toad)
Lineage: Eukaryota; Metazoa; Chordata; Amphibia; Anura; Bufonidae
Product: zinc finger protein 70-like
Exons: 1
Coding region: 1225-1974 (249 amino acids)
Biological process (GO): regulation of transcription by RNA polymerase II
Molecular function (GO): DNA-binding transcription factor activity, RNA polymerase II-specific; RNA polymerase II cis-regulatory region sequence-specific DNA binding
Source: RefSeq, a predicted model, not a curated record